Messenger RNA from Pteropus alecto (black flying fox), 3361 nucleotides. Its product is annotated as S-adenosyl-L-methionine-dependent tRNA 4-demethylwyosine synthase. Lineage: Eukaryota; Metazoa; Chordata; Mammalia; Chiroptera; Pteropodidae. Gene Ontology annotation, biological process: wybutosine biosynthetic process. Bases 192 to 2399 code for a protein of 735 amino acids. The record is from RefSeq and is a predicted model, not a curated record. Gene Ontology annotation, molecular function: FMN binding; catalytic activity; 4 iron, 4 sulfur cluster binding. The transcript has 16 exons.
UCCCCCUCUGAGCCAAUCCCGACGAGCCUAAGAGUGGCAUGGCUGCCCCCAGCUCCGCAGUCUCAGGCUGUACAGUUAACUAGUUGUGAGGUCUUUUUGACAGUCUCCCCCUUACCCAGGCUGGGCGGCAGGUUUUUUAGAGCCGCGGUCCUAGUCUUCUGUCAGGCUGCAGAGCCUAGGCUCCGAGGAGAAUGGAUCCUCCUUUGGAUACGUGGGAUUUCUCACCUUUAAUAUCAUUAUGGAUAAACAGGUUUUACAUAUAUUUGGGCUUUGCCUUUGGCAUUAGCCUUUGGAUUUGUUUCCAGAUUGUCAUCAGGAAGCAGUCGUUUAUCUUCAAGGACAAGAACUCACAGGAGAAAUCUGUUCCGAAAACAACUCAGGAUUUGAUGACAAAUGGUUAUAUCUCUCUUCAAAAAAAGGAGGUCUUUGUGUCUGGAAUAAAGAUUUUCUAUGGUUCUCAGACUGGUACAGCAAAGGGAUUUGCAGCAGAUCUUGCUGAAGCCAUUACCUCCCUAGAUCUGCCUGUGGCAGUUAUUGAUCUGAAAGAAUAUGAUCCAGAUGAUCAUCUAGUAGAAGAGGUUACUAGUAAAAGUAUUUGUGUCUUCUUGGUUGCUACAUAUACUGAUGGUCGACCAACUGAGAGUGCAGAAUGGUUCUGCCAGUGGUUAAAGGAAGCAUCCACUGAUUUUCGAUUUGGCAAAACUUACCUGAAGGGUAUGAGAUAUGCGGUGUUUGGCCUGGGAAAUUCUGCCUAUGUGCGUCACUUCAACAAGGUUGGCAAGAAUGUUGAUAAAUGGCUCUGGAUGCUGGGUGCUCAUCGCAUAAUGACUCGAGGGGAGGGUGACUGCGAUGUUGUUAAAAGCAAACAGGGUAGUAUUGAAGCCGACUUCAGAGCUUGGAAGACCAAGUUCAUCUCCCAGCUCCAGAUCCUUCUUAAAGGAGAGAAGAAACCCUGUGAUGGCAACUGUAAGAAGGGCAAAUGCAAAUCUAAUGAGCACAUUGCAGAGGAGAUUGAGCCAUGGUCUCACGCUCAGGACGGAUUGCAUCAGAGAGACACUGAGGAGGAGGAGCCCUUUGAGAGCACCAGUGAGGAAGAGCCUGAUACCGAGGACCACCAGAGUCUAAGUUCUGUUGUUGAUGUUGAGGACCUCGGCAAAAUUAUGAAUCGUGUGAAGAAAGAAAAGAGAGAAAGGGAGCACAAAGAAGAGAAAACUGGUUUGUUCAGGAGCACAGUGAAGAAUGAAGCCAGUGAAAGGAGAGCUAUGAUAACUCCUGCUCUCCGAGAAGCCCUUACUAAACAAGGUUAUCAGUUGAUUGGGAGCCAUUCUGGGGUGAAGCUUUGCAGAUGGACAAAGUUGAUGCUUCGUGGGAGAGGAGGUUGCUAUAAACAUACAUUUUAUGGCAUCGAAAGCCAUCGUUGCAUGGAAACCACCCCGAGCUUAGCAUGUGCAAAUAAAUGUGUCUUUUGUUGGCGGCACCACACCAAUCCGGUGGGCACUGAAUGGCGAUGGAAGAUGGACCAGCCUGAAAUGAUCUUAAAGGAAGCCAUUGAAAACCAUCAGAACAUGAUCAAGCAGUUUAAAGGAGUACCGGGUGUUAAAGAAGAACGCUUUGAAGAAGGAAUGACAGUAAAGCACUGUGCAUUGUCCCUUGUGGGAGAGCCCAUCAUGUACCCAGAUAUCAACAGGUUUUUGAAGCUACUCCACGAGAAUAAAAUUUCCAGUUUCCUGGUCACAAACGCACAAUUCCCUAUGGAAAUCAGGAACCUCAAACCAGUUACCCAGCUAUAUGUCAGUGUGGAUGCUAGCACCAAAGAUAGCCUGAAGAAAAUCGACCGCCCACUCUUCAAGGAUUUCUGGCAAAGAUUCCUCGACAGUUUAAAAGCCUUGGCAGCAAAGCAACAACGUACUGUCUACAGACUGACUCUAGUGAAAGCGUGGAAUGUGGAUGAACUCCAAGCCUAUGCUGAGUUGGUGUCCCUAGGGAGUCCUGACUUCAUCGAAGUAAAGGGUGUUACCUACUGUGGAGAGAGUUCAGCAAGCAGUCUUACUAUGGCCAAUGUGCCUUGGCAUGAAGAAGUGGUACGCUUUGUCUGUGAAUUGGUGGACCUGAUCCCUGACUAUGAAAUUGCUUGUGAACAUGAACAUUCCAAUUGCCUCCUGAUAGCUCACAAAAAGUUUAAGAUUGAUAAAGAAUGGUGGACAUGGAUUGAUUAUAACCGCUUCCAGGAGCUCAUCCAGGAAUAUGAAGACAGCAGUGGAUCAAAAACUUUCAGCGCAAAGGAUUAUAUGGCCAAAACUCCUCACUGGGCAUUAUUUGGUGCCAGCGAAAGAGGCUUUGAUCCCAAGGACAUAAGAUAUCAGAGAAAGAACAAAUCAAAGGAUAUUUCUGGAUGUUGAAAUUAUCUGAAUUUAGGAUACUGAAGGACAAAAACUGAUGCCCCAGAAGGUUCUCAAAUUCCACUAUGAUUUUUUCCAAGGAUAAAUUACACAAACUGUAUUUCAUACACAAGAGACUAUGAGGCAGGACAUGGGAAUGCAAGUCACAUCCUGGGGUUGGAGAAGUAGUAUGCACAUAGUAGUAUGCCUGAGACUCACAGCCUCACCAUUUUUUCCAGAGCUCAGUCCCUUUCCUGAUUUUACUUCUGAGAAGAAAAUCAUUUUGGGAGGGAAGUACACAGUUGUUAUUAGAACUUAACAGUUUUGAAUUAUAAUUAGUAAGAAUCCUUAGAAUGCUAUUCAUGAGAGUAUUGUACAGAAUGAAUAUCUGUUCUUCUUCCCCUCGUGGGCUCUUGGCCUUUGUGGACUGUAUUACCCUGAGGUAAGUGUAUCUGCCACCUCUAAGAUUCCAUCCUCUUCUUGUAUCUUAAGAUAACACCUCUUGAAAGUAAAUUGUCAUAAUUCUCAAUUAUUUUUAAUACCGCAUAGAUUACUUCAAAUUUUUGCUUAGUGCCAACACUUUAGAUACUGAAUUGGUUGUAAAACUGUACUAGAUCUCAUUCCAUUCUCAUACAGAUUGCCAUAGAAGGUUAUAUAUGAGCUGGAUUUGAGUAAAGCUCUCUUCUAUAAGAGGAAUUGUCAUAUGAUGUCACUGAAUAAUUAUUCCCACAGACUUUGAAACAAUGAGUACAGUUUGCUUUUUAUUUAAAAAGUCAGAGCCCUUUAUGAGUAUACAUAUAGCAGGUCACUAUUUUCUUUCACUUUGGAGGCCCUAGCUAUUUAUGCAAUGUUCUUUAAAGUUCAAGUUUUUUCUAAUUGAAAACAUUAAAUACUGAAUAGUUUUUGUAAGUAUCAUAGAGAUUUUUUAAAUUCCUUUGUCCUAAAAUUUUAAUUAAUAAAAAACAUUAUAGACUUAGAACACA